This is a messenger RNA of Pseudomassariella vexata, 562 nucleotides long. RefSeq lists its product as uncharacterized. Bases 67 to 510 code for a protein of 147 amino acids. NCBI's taxonomy places the organism in Eukaryota, Fungi, Ascomycota, Sordariomycetes, Amphisphaeriales, Pseudomassariaceae. The transcript has a single exon. The record is from RefSeq and is a predicted model, not a curated record.
CCCACUUUACUGCCCCUGAAACAUGCCUGCGCAGUAUUUCUCUGUCUGCUGGCCAAGCACUGAUCCAUGUCGCCACCGGGUAUCACACCCAGUAACAGGCACGCCCAUAGUAAAGCCAGAAUUAUGUGCUGCCAUGCUGCUAACUUACCAAUACUGGAAGUUCUCACCGGCCCCAUAGUACUCCUCAUGGUCCCUCUUAAGUUGCGUCUUGUGAAGUCGUUGCUCCUCUGUCAGAUCUUUAUCGUCAUCACUGUUGCCGCCAUUCCCAUUAUCAUUCCCUUCGUCCUCCAUAUCAACGUCGUCCUCGUCCUCCGAGAACAUGACUUCACUCAACUCCAAUUCCCACUCUUCAAGAUCCACAACCGUCGACUCAUCGUACGGAUACUCGAGGAUUGCAUCCGAGGGAAAAUUCCCACGAACCAGGUCGCUAGGCUCGCUCGAAACGAACAGCAUGCACAUGCUCCCCUCUCUGCAGAGUCCCACCAGACCCCGGAUCAGCUUUUGGUAUAACUCCCGAUCCUCGUCGGUGCCAGUAGUGCACGUCAUCGAGAGCAUGUACAGC